Molecule: messenger RNA, 2632 nt
Organism: Lucilia sericata (common green bottle fly)
Lineage: Eukaryota; Metazoa; Arthropoda; Insecta; Diptera; Calliphoridae
Biological process (GO): signal transduction; G protein-coupled receptor internalization
Cellular component (GO): cytoplasm
Molecular function (GO): G protein-coupled receptor binding
Source: RefSeq, a predicted model, not a curated record
AUGACAGAAAACAAAGAUAAAAUUAGUGACAAGGAUAAAGAAACGAAAAAUGAACCUGAAAUGGAAAAGGAACAGGAAAAACAGUCACAGCUGCAACAACUUCAAACACAAACCACACAAAAAGAGCAGCAACAUAAAACAGAACAACAUGACAGCAGUCGUUGCAAGAGAUUAUCACAAUUUUUGGAUUUCCUUAACAUACCACGUUAUCAUAGUGGUCACAGCGGCAGUAGCAGUAGCAGCAAUAAUUCCCAACAACAUUCUCCACAAACACCAACACCGGCCGAGAGGAAAGGCAGUAAUGAUGGUGGCAUUGAACAGGAACAUCAACAACAUCAUUUGCAACAUGGCUCUAGAAAACGUUCAUCAUGUGUCAGUUUUCAUGAUUAUGGCACUCAACGUGUUUAUAAGAACUCACCGAACUGUGUUUUAACUUUGUAUUUGCCAACUGAAAUUACCUUGUCCGGCAAUAGCUCCUCCAUCCUACAAGGUAUUGUGUUUGUUGAUCCCAAGGCUAUACAAGGAUAUCGGGUUUAUGCACAAUUGACCUUAACGUUUUUCGGUAAUUAUGGUCGUGAAGAUGAAGAAGUCAUGGGUUUACGUUUCUGUAAUGAAGCUAUUAUGUCGUUACAUCAAAUAUGGCCCAGGAAGGAGGAGCCCGCUAAAGAAUCGUUAAGUCCUCUGCAGGAAGCCUUACUAAAGCGUUUGGGAGAAGGAGCUCAUCCUUUUACACUAACUUUAACAUCACAAGCACCACCUAGCGUGCAGCUAGUACCUGCAAAGCGAUACUAUGGAGCUCCAAUAGGUACCAGCUAUGAUGUGCGCUGCUUCAUAGCCGACAAAACCGAUGAAAAAUUCCAUCGUCGUGCUUCAGUGAAAAUGGGUGUUCGUGUUAUUUAUCGCACAGAUGUUUUUCAUCAUGGCCUGAAUGGACCUGAGAAUUUUGCUGCACUUAUCAAUAACCCUGUCUCUUCGCCGCCCGUCACCUUGGCCUGCACAAAUACUAAUACUACCACUACACCACCCAUAUGUACACAAACUACGGAAUCCAGUGCAGCAUCUCCUCAAACCCAUGAGCAAAAUGAAGCCGCUAAUCCAGAAACUGCAACUGCUACUGGCGAUGCCUCGCGGCCGGCUGCUAAAUCUGUGCGUAAAUCGGAGCGCGGAGAUUCUUUUCCUAAGCUACGCUUAUCGCCGAAAUCUUUUCGCUUUAGUGGUCGCUUUGGACGCAGUAAAAGUGAGGUGGACAAGUGCUCAAGUGAUGCGUUCUAUAAUUAUAGUAAAUCAUUUCAAGAGUAUGAUAAUGUUUGUCCCGUUGCCUGUGCUGGUCCCCAGGGUGCCGUGGAUAAACCGUUUUUACUGCAAGAUGGUCGUGUAGGCUUAAAGGCCAGUUUAGACAAAGCCUGGUAUACCCAUGGAGAAGAUGUUUGUGUUUCCAUUAAUAUUCGUAAUGAUAGCAAGAAGACUGUCAGGAAAAUUAGGGUCUGCGCCAUACAACAUGUCGAUGUCUGUAUGUUUAACAAUGGCAAGUUCAAGAAUGUAGUAGCCGAUUCUGAUAACAUAUCUCCACCACCCAUAGAUCAUCAUGUGGCUCCAGGAGCCACCCUCAAUACCACCGUCAUUUUGAAACCUCAAAGAGGACCCACUAAAAAUUGGAUUGCUCUCGAGGAUACACUACAAAGAAGUACUGAACCAGAUGAAAUAAAUGCUUCGAUAGCUGCAUCGGCCGUACGCACUCCUCAUUAUCUCAUGCAAGUCAACCCGUCGCCAAGUUUUUGUACCAGUCCGCCGGUAUUUAUGCCUGCUACUCAAGUAGGAUCCGCUGGAAACACUGGCAAUUCCACACACGAUGAGCGUAAUGUCUUUGCUAUAUAUGUAUCCUAUUAUGUUAAAGUAAAACUAACUUUAUCGGGAAUGGGAGGGGAAUUAUCCCUCAAAUUACCCUUUAUGCUAGUGCACAUCGAUGAGGAACAGAGACAAAUGCAUGAAAUGCAAAAACUAAAUCUAGAUGAUGUGCCCACAAAUAAGAAAAAUGGUCACAAAACUAAAACUCCUCUUAACAAGGUGGAAUCCUCGCAUGAGUUCACUGUGCCCAAUAAUCUAGAUCGUAUAGAGUCCAUGGAUGAGGGUAAUAUAAGUAAUAAAACUAAAAUUAAAACGGAACAACUAAAUGAGGAAGAUCUGUUGCCCUCUACCAGUACGGGUAAUGGCCGCCGACGCCCUUUUAAACGCAGUGAAACUCUAGCCAAAGAACUAGAACCAGGUGAGGAAGAGCAUAAAGAAAAGGAGAAUAAAUCCGAUCAAUUGGUACAAGUUGUGGCCCAAGUACACAACAAUAAUCAGCCUAAUCCUACAACUUCAGAAAGACCAACUAAUGCUGAUGUACCUAAACAUUCUAAAGCUGCCAAGAAAAAUUCCAAAAAUUUUGCUGAAGAUGAUAUACAACAUAUUCCGGAGAAAAUAGAAACUAAAGUAGGAGGCGCUGAGCUGACUAAUGAUACCACUGUUAAUACCGCCUCUAAUGGUGUGUGAUUUUGAUUAUUUCGGCAAAUAUUUCCGAAAAAGAAAACUGGUUAAAAGGUUUUUUAAAGAAAUACUAUAGACUAGACUAUAGACUAGAUUACAGACUAGA